Molecule: messenger RNA, 300 nt
Organism: Dracunculus medinensis (Guinea worm)
Lineage: Eukaryota; Metazoa; Nematoda; Chromadorea; Rhabditida; Dracunculidae
Source: the annotation of a GenBank genome assembly
AUGCGUGCAUUUAUUAUUUUUUGCUUGCUGUUCGGUGCAGCGAUUGCAGUACCAUUGGAAAUUACAACUGGCAAAUAUUGCUUAUUGUGCAGACAAAUCAUAAACGGUCUUGAAGAAUUUACUAAAAUGAGUAAAGAGACGAUUGAAGAGAUAAUUCUCUAUCGAUGCCAACAACGCGAAAAUAAUUCGUUAGUCUGCAAAUUUUUGGUUGAAGCACUUGAUAAAAUCAUCGAAUUUAUCGAAAAUAAUGUGAAACCAAGAGAAGCUUGUGUCAGAUUAAGAAUGUGUCCUAAACAGUGA